AUGAGUUCAACACAGCCCAGAGCCUCUGCUAGCUAGUCUCUGGGUGUGUGGCCCCAAAUUUACUGUGUAGCUGAGGAUUAUCUUGAACUUUUUCCUGAGGGCAGAGCAGACCUUCUGGAGCCUGACAUAUCGUGUGUGGGCAGGCAAGGGCUCUACUAAAGUGAAGUCGGAGCUGCCGUUGAGCCAGCCGAAGAAAGGUAUGAGCUACUUGAGGGACAGACCUUGACAGUGAGCUGCCCCUUCAACAUCAUGAAAUAUGCCAGGAGCCAGAAGGCUUGGCAGAGGCUGCCGGAUGGGAAGGAGCCCUUGACACUGGUGAUCACAGAGGGGUCGUCUGGAAAUCCCAGUGAAGUCCGCGAGGGGAAGUACACACUGAAGGACGACCCUGCUGAGGCCAUGUUGCAUGUCCAAAUGACUGACCUUCGAGUGACAGACUCUGGAUUGUAUCGCUGUGUCAUUUACUACCCUUCUAAGGAACCUAUUCCACUCUUGCAUCCUGUCCGCCUGGUGGUGACCAAGGAUUCCUCAGGUCUGCCCACCCUAAGCAUCACUCCUACUACAAGCCCAACUAAAGCUCCCAUCCUUAUUACCACAAAACACCUGCCGAGGGACAGGACUGUGACCCAAGCCUUCCCCAAGUCCACAGCUGGUGUCUCUUCUCCUGACCCUGGAGUCACCUUCCCAAACGUGACAACUGUUACCAGCAGGGUCUCCAUAUCCAGCAUCGUUGUUCCCGUGGUCUGUGGACUCUUCAUUAAGACCCUGGUCUUCACUGUUUUGUUUGCUGUCACACGGAGGUCAUUUGGGUGACAGACCAUGAAACCACACGACAGUGACCUCCGACUUUCAGCCAUGUCUGUCUCACAGGACGAGCUGAGGGUGGGGCUAAGGAGGGACUGUGAUAUGAAUUGAGCCUGUAAUCAUGGCUGACAUCUAAGGCUCAGAAUGUCCCCUGCUGGCCAUGCCCUCCCUCCUCAUUCUCUCCAUCAUCUUGGGCAACUGCUCUGCUCCCUCAGAAGAGGGUAAACAGUGUCCAGCACCCUCCAGCCAUUCUGCCUGAGUAGAUGAGUUGUCCUGAAAUAAAGCCAGAGCCCAGUGCUUCUCUGUCACCUUCGUGGGAGUCGUGAGGUUUAGUGUCACCUCUACUAUUCCUGCCCCCACAUCCUUCCCUUGGUUGGUGCAAUUCUAACCGCCUAGGCAGGGCCCUUGCUGGUAAAACAGCCUGCUCUCCAGGCCUCUGGGGCCUUCCUCUCUGGGAAUCAGGCACUCAGAUUUGUCUUCAUCUGUGGUCCUCUGAACACUCCCAACCAUGGACCAAGAAGACAAGAUCCCACCUUGAGAAUUAUGCAGCUGGGAGAGAGAAAUCAAGCUCACCUGGAUGCUGUUGUCUGGGAGACUCUUGGAGGAGGAGAUGGCAUCCAUAAGACUGGACCAGUACCAUGCAUCAUCACGCUGUGUGCGUUUAUCAUUGACUCCUCAGUGCAACCCAUGAAGGCCAAGGCGUGUGUGACCAGCGUGAGGCUGCAGGAGCAGUGGCCCCACCUCCUGGCAGGAAUGAAGUCUAGGGAGUUCCCUUGCUGAAGCGCUCCAAAGGCUGAGAGAUGGAGAGCAGGGCUCUGCUGCCAGCUGAAUGGCCUCUUCCUGGACUGAGGGGUGUGGUGGGGGGAGGAGCCCAUCCCAGACUGGGGAGGACUGUCCCCAGUGGGCCUCUACCUCCCCCUCACCUUCUUCCACCUCUCGGGCUCCUCCCAGGUGCCCUGUGUUCCUGAUGCUGUUUCUGAGACACAGGCAUUGUCUUGUCAUCUUUUGGGGCUCUAAAGACAAAGGGUCCCUGUGUGUGAGGAAACGAUGGUACAUUAGCCCAUUCCACAUCAACAAUGGUGAGGGCCAACUUCAUCCUAAGGUUCCCAAGAGCAAACACGUCUCACCACAUAGCAUCCAGCUCACUUGAUCUCAGGCAGAAGGCUGAGAAGUGGCUAUUCCACUCAUCUUAGGUCAGGAAAUCGCAUUGUUGUCAGGGAGACUUUCCCCUACUCCCCUGAAGAGAUCCCAAGUUAAGGCAUGCUUCCCCCACAGAAGGACGUUUCCUGUGAACAGGGCUCUCUGUAUAAUCCUGCCCUGGGGUGGCAUUGAUGAAGCACAGGGUAUU
Molecule: messenger RNA, 2149 nt
Organism: Peromyscus maniculatus bairdii (prairie deer mouse)
Lineage: Eukaryota; Metazoa; Chordata; Mammalia; Rodentia; Cricetidae
Product: triggering receptor expressed on myeloid cells 1
Biological process (GO): chemokine production; cytokine production involved in immune response; neutrophil chemotaxis
Source: RefSeq, a predicted model, not a curated record